AUGAUAUUUCUUGAAGUUAUUAUCUCUGACUCGCCAUUGGACCGACUCACUGCAACGACUGUCUCUCUCUCUCUUAACCCUGUUUCUGUAUAUUUCAUUUUUGAUUUAUCUGAUAUUUACACUUUUCUGAUUUUUACAUUUUCUUUCUUUUUCAUUUUUUGGCCAUUUAACUUUUUUGUCUUUUUUUUCUGUUUUUUUUUUUUUUAUUUUUCUUCUUUUUUACUUAUGCUAUUUUCCUUUUUCUAUCUUUUUAUUUUCUGCUUUUUAAAUUUCUAUGAUGUUAAUUUUACAGUAACCAUUUUUCCUUUUCUUCAUUUUCUUUUUUGCAAUUUUUCCAUUUUCACAUUUCUGCUAUUUUUCCUUUCUUCCUUUUCAGCUAUUUCUCUUUCUUUCUUUCCUGCUUUUUUUGUCAACUUUUUCACUUUGUUUCUAUGCAGAUUUUCUGAUAUUCUUACUUUUUUCCUUUUUCCCUGCUUUUUUGUCUUUUUCAUUCAUUCCUGA
Messenger RNA from Acanthosepion pharaonis, 501 nucleotides. The record is from the annotation of a GenBank genome assembly. Lineage: Eukaryota; Metazoa; Mollusca; Cephalopoda; Sepiida; Sepiidae.